UAUAGUCUAACAGUUGCAAUUACAAUCUACGUGUUACCUACGAUCGGUAUAUCCGUAUGUUAUAUAGGUAUAUGUGCUGUCUGGAUGAAAUGGAGCUCAAGAUUUAAUUUAUCACAGAAAGACACGACUGGAAGCAGCGACAAACUUCCGGGUGAGAGAUCAGAGAUCAAAGGACGUAUCUCAAAGGCGAAGAUAAAGAGCAUCAAAAUGACCCUGGUUGUAUGUUUGGCCUUUUUUAUUUGCUGGACGCCAUAUUUCCUAGUUAUGCUUAUAAGCAUUUAUCACCCAGGUACGAUUGAAACGAAAGCUUACCUGAUAUUAGGCUGUCUAUACCCACUCAACAGUGCCUGCAAUCCUAUAAUAUUUAUAAUGUUCAACCGCAAACAUUUCACUUGCCAACAAAAAAACCAACAGGUUGUACAGUCGAGUGAGGGCGCGAGCACAAGUGACGUCAACGUGACUAGGUGCAUUCCUUUGGAUGAUUACCCAGAUCCUUCGAAAAAUAAGAUCUAAAAUGAAUUCUGAGUCUACAUUUACAUUUGAUAAAAUUUACAUUUGAUAUAGCAUGCGUCAAUUUUCAGUCUGUGGAAAAUUGUGCUGUCUGACGUCAUGCGCUUUCCUUGGCGUUGAUUUCUGUUGAAGAUGUCAUAAUAACUAUAUUGAAAUAUUGUUUGUUUUAAAGAUUAAACAAUACCUUGCUUA
Molecule: messenger RNA, 702 nt
Organism: Ruditapes philippinarum (Manila clam)
Lineage: Eukaryota; Metazoa; Mollusca; Bivalvia; Venerida; Veneridae
Product: oxytocin receptor-like
Exons: 3
Coding region: 85-513 (142 amino acids)
Biological process (GO): G protein-coupled receptor signaling pathway
Cellular component (GO): membrane
Molecular function (GO): vasopressin receptor activity; peptide binding
Source: RefSeq, a predicted model, not a curated record